This is a messenger RNA of Acanthisitta chloris (rifleman), 460 nucleotides long. RefSeq names its product 11-cis retinol dehydrogenase-like. The transcript has 3 exons. The record is from RefSeq and is a predicted model, not a curated record. The annotation marks the transcript as partial. NCBI's taxonomy places the organism in Eukaryota, Metazoa, Chordata, Aves, Passeriformes, Acanthisittidae.
AUGGCAGAGCUUUGUGUGCGCUCCGUUCUGGUGACUGGGGCCAACCGUGGCAUCGGCCUGGGGCUCAUCCAGCAUUUCCUGAGGAUGCCAACCCCACCCCAGUGGGUCUUUGCAGGAUGUCGGGACCCCAAGGGACAGCGAGCACAGAAUUUGGCCUCCAAGCACCCCAGUCUAGUCAUCAUCCCACUUGAAGUCACCAACCCUGCCAGCAUCAAGGAGGCUGCAGCCAGAGUCAGGGAGCAUCUGAGGGGCUCUGGGCUGAAUGUCCUCAUCAACAACGCUGGAAUUGAAAAGCUGAAGUCACUUGAUAAUGAGACAUUGAAGAAUAUGACCCAGAUUUACACCACCAACACAACUGGACCCCUGCUACUAGGCCAAGGGAGUCCCCAGCACUGCAGGAUAUCUCCAGGAAGCAUCCCUUCCCAUGUCCUUGCCCUCCCAAAGCUGGCCAUCACAGAAG